Molecule: messenger RNA, 1577 nt
Organism: Caretta caretta (loggerhead turtle)
Lineage: Eukaryota; Metazoa; Chordata; Testudines; Cheloniidae
Gene: EIF1AD
Product: eukaryotic translation initiation factor 1A domain containing
Biological process (GO): translational initiation
Cellular component (GO): nucleus
Molecular function (GO): translation initiation factor activity; RNA binding
Source: RefSeq, a predicted model, not a curated record
CCCCCCGCCCCCAAGGGGGGUUCGGGGUCAUAAACCCCGCGCAGGGGAAGGAGCUCCCCCGCACCCACCCCCGUGACAUGCAGUAGCCCUGGAGGGGACCCGGCCCUCGCAUCUCGGGGGCGGGGGGUUGGAGAAUCAGCUGGGACUAAUGUCUGCGAUGGGGGCGAGGGUAGGACUCCUGGGUUCCAUCCCAGCUCGGGCGGGGGGGUCGAAUGCUUAGGGCAAGGCUGGAAUGAAUCUCAGCACGGACUGAUAAUGGAGGAAUUAUCCCCAUUUUUUUAGUGUGUCCAGUGCUGGUGGAUGCCUCGAGGACUGAAUUCGGCGCUGGAUCCUCUACUAUCAGAGUUGGACAGCCUUUCUUUGUCCCCCAAACAGCCUUCCAGCCAUUCUGCACUUCAGACACCCUGCAGGGAUCCUGUCCCUGAGGGCUAACGCACCAGGAUGUCCCAAGCAACCAAACGCAAGCAUGUGGUGAAAGAGGUGUUGGAGGAGUACGUGGUGCCGUCUCCUCAACAGCAGAUUGUCCGGGUCCUGGGGACCCCAGGAAACAACCUCCAUGAGGUGGAAACGGCUGAGGGAACCAGAUUCUUAGUGAGCAUGCCCACAAAAUUCCGCAAGAACAUCUGGAUCAAACGAGGUAACUUUCUGCUGGUGGACCCCAUCGAAGAGGGCGAGAAGGUGAAGGCUGAGAUCAACUUUGUGUUGUACAAGGACCAUGUGCAGUACCUAAAGAAAGAAGGGCUCUGGCCUGAGGCCUUCUCUGACACUGCAGAAAGUCAGCCCAGCUCUGAGACCAGCAGGGAAGGGGAGCAAACGGCUGCUCGCUCCUCUGGGGAAGAGGACUCGGACGACGACAGUGACCUGUUUGUGAACACGAACAGACUGCACUGCAGCUGCACAGAGAGCGAGGACGACAGCGAGGAGGAGGCAGUGGUGGCCAGCGACCGGGAUGAGGAAGAAAAAUAGUGACCCAGGGCAGGAAACCCGAUCUUCUAGCCUCCUAAACACCUCAGCAUGAGGAGCCUGAUGCAGCAGGAAGGAGACUGCCUUCUGGGGCUGAACUCACACCCACCAGCCUGGUGAAUGCUCCAGCUGGCUUGGAACUGCCUCAGUGCUGCCCUCUGCUGGGGACACAUUUCUUCCCUCCAUCACCUCUGCUGUCUGAGCCAUGAGUUGCUGCAGCAUCCAGCUCACCAGAGACGAGGGUGCUGGGCCUGUUGGGCCCAAUGCAUGGUUAUUUCACUCUUCACCCAGCCCACUCCGGGGGAAGAGUGGCAGUGCUCCUUGGGGCAAAGGGAAAUGGAGUUCUAGGUCGCAGCACUGCUUGAAGCUGUAGAGAGGGGGCUGGGGAGGAGUAAAGUUAUAGAGUUAUAGCAGCUGGGAGGCCUCAUCUAAGAUGGAGCAGCCCAGCUUCAGCAUCCCUUAUCAGCCCCUUUUAAAUGGUGGAUGGGACUGUGCCCUCUGCUCUAACGCAGGCUCCUUGGGCAAAGCACUGGGUGCUGUGUGUCCUAGAUACUAUUGCUGUGUAAUAAGCAGUCUCCCCUCUGCCUUAUUCAAUAAAGAUUUUCCCACAGGCA